This is a messenger RNA of Danaus chrysippus (African queen), 1722 nucleotides long. NCBI's taxonomy places the organism in Eukaryota, Metazoa, Arthropoda, Insecta, Lepidoptera, Nymphalidae. The record is from the annotation of a GenBank genome assembly.
AUGGGAAGUUUAGAAAUGAGCGGAUUGACCAUUAGAGUUAAAAGGGGAUCGAGGGGUAGUGCUACACUUCUCGAAGCAGCAAACAGAAUUCUUAAACUGCUUGGCGUGAGCUCCACCAAGCGCGGGAAACAACCCUCGCCGAAAUCAAAGCCAAACGGUGUACCCGGGAGUGAGGUUAGGGCGCCAAUAGCUACUACAGAGUGCGUGAUUGACUCACCAGUCAAAAUGCAAGCAUCACAUGCUGCCUCGGCCCCUGUGCCGACGCCCACGUCCACUCAUUCAUCAAAUCAGUCUUACAAACAUUCAAAACGAACCGCGAAGGACUAUAUAUUUGGAAAACUCAUAGGCGACGGCUGCUACAGCACCGUCUUCUUAGCCAAAGACAUACAUACUGGAAAAGAAUAUGCAAUUAAAGUUUGUGAGAAAAGUCACAUCGUGCGACAUCAAAAAGUUCAGUACAUAAAACGUGAAAAAGAUGCUUUGAAUAUGCUGUUCAGUGUACCGCACGGGUUUGUGAAACUUUACUGCACAUUUCAAGACGAGGAGAGAUUAUAUUUUGUAUUAUCAUACGCCAAGAACGGCGAAUUGUUACAUUAUAUAAAUAAGGUCGGUUCGUUCGAAUUAAAUGUAGCCAAAUUUUAUGCCGCCGAAUUAUUGAUGGCACUAGAGAAAAUGCACGCGAUAGGAAUCAUACAUCGGGACCUGAAGCCCGAGAACAUUUUGUUGGACGAGAACAUGCACUUACAAAUAGCUGACUUCGGUACGGUGAAGAUACUUGACCCACAGAAGAUUAGAUCCUCAACACCAAAUGUACCGGAAGACGAACAAAACUCAACGUCAACAGAUCGUUCAAGGAAGAUCAGUUUCGUUGGAACUGCUCAGUACGUGAGCCCAGAUCUAUUACAGAACCGUGUAGAUACACGUUCUUCCGACCUAUGGGCUCUAGGCUGCAUCAUAUACCAGAUGAUAUCCGGACUACCUCCCUUCAGAGCGUCCACAGAAUUCCUUACAUUUCAGAAGAUAUUGAAAAUGGAUUACGAAUUCCCUGAAGGUUUCCCAGCGGACGCCAAGGAUUUAGUAGAAAAAUUGUUAGUUUUGGACCACAAUAAGAGGCUCGGAGCGAGCGACGAAGGUUUCACGUAUGAAAGCAUUCGUAAACAUCCAUUCUUCGAAGGCAUCGAUUGGGAAAAUAUUUGGGACGAGACACCACCAAAAAUAAGUCCCUAUUUACCUGGUGGAUCGUUCGAAGAAGAAUACACAGUGCCUGAUCAUCUAGAACCCGGAUUAGGGAAGAACCAACUAGUGCGCUUAUGGGAAUUCGAUCUCUCGACAUCUAGAGGAAUUUUGAAUAUCAGCCCCGAAGAGAAAAGACGCCGUUUAGAAGUUCAAGCUAGAGAGAAUAAAUGGCACCAGUUUGUUGAUGGAGAGCUUAUAUUGAAGCAAGGAUUGGUCGAAAAAAGAAAGGGUCUUUUCGCGAGGCGUCGUAUGUUACUAUUGACAACCGGGCCUAGAUUGUUCUACGUAGAUCCCGUCAACAUGGUGCUUAAAGGAGAAAUACCAUGGUCACCGGAUCUACGUGUUGAAGCAAAGAACUUUAGAAUAUUUUUAGUGUACACGCCAAAUCGUACAUACUAUUUGGAGGAUCCCCAGUCAUACGCGUUGGAGUGGACCCGGGUGAUAGACGAGGUCCGCAUCGGAACAUACGGGAGGGACACCACCUAG